This is a messenger RNA of Trichoderma asperellum CBS 433.97, 1410 nucleotides long. RefSeq lists its product as uncharacterized. The record is from RefSeq and is a predicted model, not a curated record. Lineage: Eukaryota; Fungi; Ascomycota; Sordariomycetes; Hypocreales; Hypocreaceae.
AUGUAUGAUGCUCAUCCUGCUAUAGUCAAGCACGCCUUACACUAUCUCACAUCCGCCCCAGAUGUCAGGACAAAACCUAUUGGAGAUUAUCUUGCAAGAAAGCUUCCAGCUCAACUGGAUAAGCUGAGCCAAGCAGACGGUUACGAUGAAAUUCUUUCAUCUGAUAAAAAAGAAAUUGGGGAUGGGCUAUUUUCUCUUUUAGUCUCUGGAGAAGUCAUAGAAAGACACUGGGAAUCUCUCAAAUAUAUUCUUUGGUUUGGCGAGGAUAGCCAAGUUGAGAUUUUGCGAAAAUGGCUGCAGGAUCCAGGCGCAAUCGGCCAUCUUGGUAGACUUGACAAAUAUUGGCUCAAAAGUGUAAGCGCAAGCCAGCGACCAAAUCGAGAACUUCUCAUUCCAUUGAUGAAGAAGAUCGCGCCCCAUUGGCUACAAGACCGUACAUGGGGUUCCAAAGAUUGCUUCGGUGCUCUGCGCCGGUUUUUGACGCUGGACCCGCUAGAGGUUGAAUCAGAAAACGAAAUGACUGUUUCGAAAGAGUUAGAGAGGGCCGAGAAGUGGUGCCAAGAUGCACUGUCGCCGACGAGCCGCGAUUCUCUUUCUGCUAUCGAGUUAGAAAACCCAAGCCUCAGCUGUUUCAAAGGCCUGGCUGAAUCAUACUACGAAAAUGAUGAGCUUCUCUCCGCGUGCUCCUCCAUGGAAAAGGCGCUCAGUUUAGUCAAGGCAGCCGAGUCGCCGGACAACGAGGAAUUGACGAGCAUUUAUCUGCGCCUUGCCAGUUGGUAUAUCCCACUACAGCAGCCGGAACGGGCUGUGACGCAUUAUGAGCAGGCUUUGGAAGUCAGCCCAGAUAACCAAGACGCCCUCAGUGGCAUCCUGACCAUCCGGAUUGACUCCGGUCCUGAGGGAAAGACCCAUGCCUUUAUAAUUGCUAUGAACGAGCCUAACUCUAAAGAGCCAGGCCUCUCUCGGCUCGCUUCAACGCUACUCAGCCAGGCAGAUGAUUACGGUUACGGCAGCCCACUGCGUACGUGGUCCUUACUUGAGCCUGUAGAGACGGACCUUGUGACGAAAGUAUUCAUGCUCGAAGGAGGACCUCAGCAAUCGCUUAUAGAUGAGCUUACUGAGUUUGUUAAAGCAAAAUGUCCACUUGGAGCCACACAGCUCGAGCGAAUCAAAGCAGUUCAGGAAGAACUACAGACACGGAUAGCUACAUUUAGUCAAGAAGCCGGUGAAUCAGACAAUUUAGAGGCAAAAGAAGACAUUCAGAAGGCACUAAAUGUGCUAGAAUCAGCCUUGGCGCCAAACGAAGGCCUAACGAAUGGUGCCUCUGGAGACGCGUCUAUGAUACCUUUGGACAGUAAGGAUAUCGCAAAGAAAUUGCGACGGCACAUGUGGCACGGUGUGGGACUUUGA